AUGAAGAUUCGCGAAGAGAGGAAGAGAGCUUUGCCGAGUAGAGGGAUGGGAAGCCAAGAGGUCAACGAGGGCUUUGAAUAUGCGAUCGUAGCCGGUGGCCCAGCUUUGCAUUUUGGAAAGUUUGAGAGUGUUGAUGUGUGGGGUUGCAAUGGAGAAUGUCAAAAAAUAAUUUGGUAUGAAGCUCAACAGUAUGGAAUGCAUCGAUAUGAUGAGGUGUCCCCAAUUCAUGACAAUGGACUGUCAGAUCGCACCGCCGCGGCACUAAACACUAGUCAGUACCUAUCCAGACUCCUCAUCAUCAAGAAGGUGUCCACAAUUUUCUCUCUGACCAGUCCUCUCCGUAGAACUGCCAUGAUGAGCGGGCGCAUAGCCAUCGAAGAUCUGUUGCCUUUUCGCUUUCUGGCAGAACUUCCAGAAUCUGCUACAUCCGCCAUCCAAAAGAAUGCACUACGUUCGCGCAACAUAGUCUUGAAGAUCAGCGACAGCGGAAACGGCAGGCUACUCAGAGCAUCGUUCCCUCAUCCAUCACUUCUUCUCCAUGUCCGGCUUCCCCCCGGAAUUGCUUGGUUAUGUGGUCAGAAUUCCGUGUCAGCAAUGCGCACCUGAGCCUUCCCAACUAUCGCCUCGUAUCUCUUGCUCUCUCUCCCUCUCGAGCGAAUAGCCUUCCUCUCUCCUUCACUACUGUCAAAGACAGACAGACAUU
This is a messenger RNA of Guyanagaster necrorhizus, 703 nucleotides long. RefSeq lists its product as uncharacterized. The coding region runs from base 1 to 606 and encodes 201 amino acids. The record is from RefSeq and is a predicted model, not a curated record. Lineage: Eukaryota; Fungi; Basidiomycota; Agaricomycetes; Agaricales; Physalacriaceae. The transcript is spliced from 5 exons.